AUGCAUAGAAAACGAGAGAGGACUGAGGCCAGUAAAACUGCGCUUGCGCGAUUUCCUUCCAGUCAAUCCAAGAUGGCGACCAGUGCCGUGAGUACGACGGACCGGUUUUAUUUCACCAAAGAACAAUUACAAAAUACACCAUCUCGAAAGAAUGGAAUUGACCCAGAGAAGGAGCAAAGUUACAGGCAACAAGCGGCAACGCUGAUUCAAGAUAUGGGGCAGCGUCUUUCCGUGUAUCCUUUCGAAAAAAGUCGUUUCUUGUCAAGUGUUCGUCUACGAAAAAUUGCAUAAUUAUUGCAGAGUUGCAAUGUUAGUUAAGCCAACGAAGUAGACUUCAAGAUGUGAUUUUUUUUUUAGUUGAACGGUAAAUUAAUACUUUUGCCACAUAUUUGAAUUCCUUAACCCGUUUUUGUAGGAGCCAGCUGACAAUUAACACCGCAAUUGUGUACAUGCACCGGUUCUAUAUGUUCCACUCAUUCAGUAAAUUCCAUCGAAAUGUAAGCUUUUCCAUUUGCGUUGUAUUUUACCACAAUAAUUCUUUUUAAUAUGAUUAACUGUAGAAUUUCCGUUUUUCUUUUUGGAGGUGUCUAUGACUCACCUAACGCCUAUCUGGCCUUUAUCAAUUUAACUUUAUUCAGGUUUUCUUAUACUAAAGUUUUGUACAGUCUGUAAUAUUUAACAAUUCUUGUGCAGAAUGUUGUGACUAAAACUGUCUGGACAGUUAUUUCAUAAAAAUCCUUUACGUUGAUGCUUAAUUUGUUUUUUAGACUUGUAGAAGUGUUAAAGCAAGUCCCUUGGCUAUUUAUUGUAUUCAUUUGUACUGUUUCAUAGCACCUAGCUCCAUGUUGUCUUUUCCUUGCUGCUAAAAUUGAAGAACAGCCACGUAAAUUGGAACACGUUCUUAAGGUGGCCCAUGCCUGUCUACACAGAGAUGCUCCACCAUUGGAUCUAAAGAGUGAGGUACAAGCAGAUUAUAUUUGUUUAUUGUGCAUUAUUGUGCUUUUCUUUAAAAACUAAUAGCCCACGUUCGAUAUAUUAAAAUUCUAACAUGACCCUGAGGCUUACUGGUCAUUUUUCCAUACUUGGUUUGGUUUUCUUUGUGCUCAAGUCUCUUCUGGGAAUUGCGAGACAAUGGAGUUGUGAAAAAUUUGCAGUUUUGACCCUAAAGACUCAGAGUCAUGUUAGAAUUUUAAUGUAUCAAAAGUGGGCUGGUAGAUAAUAAUCAAGGUUUGUACAUGUACUUUACUUAUGCCAGCCAACUUUUACGCAUUAUGGGUGAUUCUGAUGCCUGCUGACUUAAGACAUCGAUGUAAGGCAUCCAGGACAAUUUCUCAUGCAUGAUUCAGAAGAGUUGUUCUUAAACACAAUUAAUAGCAAAAUUUAAUUCCGUUUACCUGAAAAUAUUCCAAAAGCACCCUUAAGGUUGAUCUCGUGUUAACACACCUAAACUGUUGCCUUUGAAGUAGCUUUGGAAGUGCUCAAAGGUCGGUGGAACAACUUCAGACAUUUUCGACAACAUUCAGAAGUCUUUGAAAAUCGACAGUAAUAUACAGAAGUCCCUGUGACAUGUUCAGAAACUCCAGUCAUGACACAAGGUGAAAAUCUCACACAUUCGACUUGAAAAAAGUUGGCUUGUCUAGUAUUUGUGUAUGGUAUGAGGGUUACACUAAAGUACCAUGACUGUAUAUUUGCUUAUUUCAACGCAGUUAAAUUGUUGCUCUUUUUCUUAUCACCGGCAUUAUUCUUUGGGACAAAAUACAUGUACUGCCCUUUUAUUGAUUAAGGUGUAUUUUUGCAUUCAGGAAUACUUGCAACAAGCCCAAGACUUGGUUGAAAAUGAAAGCAUCCUGUUACAAACUCUAGGUAAAGAAAAAACAGAGAUACACAUUAAUAGCGGAGCUCCAUGCGCAUGCGAGCAUAGCCCCAUACCUAAGAAAAUGCAUUUAUCUACCCAUCAGGGAGAUUUUGGUAAUCACAUGACUGUAUUUCCAACCUACCGACCAACCGACAGCCUGUCCAUCCACAACACAGGCAUACCAGUGUAAAAUAACUCAAUCAACAGGUAUAGCAACUCAAGGUUAUUUUGGCAAGAAAUCGCAUAGCCACUAGCAUCUUGUGAAGCAGAGAAAGAGGAAGUACGUACCAGGCCAGCGAAGCUCAACAAGACAAAGAGCAACAGAGAGCUAGAGCACGAGAUAAAAAAACAAAGGAGAUGUUUUAUUUUGGAAGAACAACAUGAAAUUUUUGUAGCUGUGGUGAGAAAAUGAGAAAUGCUAGCGGCCACUAAGGUGUCAAAGAAAAUGAGCGGCAGUGAAAAAACAAGUGAACUAAAACUUGACAACAUUUCCUCUGCAAAACAUGUAACUGGGAAGUUUGUGGAAGUUUUACACUGUAUUCAGUUAUUGUCUAUGUAAAGUUCAAAGACCAUGUUUUAACAUUUCAAUCUUAUUAAGGUUCCCUCAUUAGUAAUUUAAAGUGUGUGCAUUUUAUUCUUCCUAGUCACAACUACAUGUAACCCUGCAUUUACUGGCAACCUUGCCAAGGGGUGGUACAUAUUAAUCAAAAAGUUUUUGAAUGAUUGCAGGAUUUGAGAUCACCGUACAUCACCCACAUACUUAUGUUGUCAAAUGUAUUCAGUUGGUCAGAGGUGAGUACACUUAUUUCGUUCAAUACAUGGACAUUACUUUGUGCAUGAUCCGUACUCCCAGGCAAAGGAGGUUGGCUAUGUGCCAGAUUAAACCUAGCUUGCGAAUACAGCUGUCUCUCCUUGCUCCUUGUUGCUAGGGCCGUUCUGCAAGAGAGAUGUCCAUGCCAGAAUGACAGAAAUGCCAUACUGAUGACGUAUGUGUAAAAUCUGUGCAGUAUCUGAUAAGCUGCCCUGAAAAAAAGUCCCAAGCAGCGAAAGAGCAAGGAGUGACAGGUGUAUUUGCAGGCUAGAAUUAAACAACCUUACACCUAGAGAAAUGUGAUUUCAACUUUUGAGUCUGUGGCCAUUAAAGUGAUGCAAGAAAUAGGCCCAUCACAUUUUGUCAGGGUUCACAUGUAAAUCUAGAGUACACUCAUGCUUUGCUAAUACAUGUAAUAUUGAUAGCCAGCUUCCAUCUGAAAGGCCAUCUAGUGAAAUGUUGUGAACAGGAGACUCAAAAGUUUGAAUUGCAUUAUGUAACUCACUUCUGUGGAAUUACUGCCUGUUUGUAAAGUUGUAGGGGUCAUAGUUUUGCUUCGACUUGCACUUGUUUUAUUCAGGUGUAAUUUUAAAUGGUGAGUUCAUUGCUCAGGUAUAGGUUUCGUCAGUGUGGCUUAGAAUUUGUAAGAAAUUUUUUUCUUUCUAGUUUUAAGUUCAAAGCUUGCAAUGAUACCAAAAGUAAACAAAAGAGAUCCAAGUGGAAGUUAAGCUUGGUCAAUAAAAUUUUAUUAUUAUGUUGAAAUAAAUGCAGUGACUAAGCCCUUUAAUUCUUCAUUUGGAUUACUGUAUCAAUGCAUCAUCAAUUCAGACUCUAAAACCCUUUACUGUCAGUGUUAUCUAGAUCUGGUUGCAAUGUACAUGUAUUUAGAAAUUUAUGCACUGGUGAUGUACAUUUUACUUGCACAGUGCAGGUCCAUUGUAUUUAUUUAAGAUUCAACUGUAUGUAGUACUUGUAGUGAACAACUGAAUAUUUCUAAUUUAACAUUUCCCACUGCCCACUUCAGCAAGCAAGGACCUUGGACAGACCUCCUACUUCAUGGCCACAAACAGGUAGAGCCUUACAACCUUGCAUCAAUCUAAUCAUUACAAUGUAAGGCUUUCUUGUUGAGAUAAGCUACAUGAGGAUAUCCACAUAGAAUGCUAGGUUGUAAUACUUGAAAGAUUCAAAGUCUUUUUAUAAUAUUUGCAUUUGGUGUUAUUCCAGCAGUAUUGUCUUCCUGUCAUAUACAACUGCUGUAUUAGCCUUUUGGAUUGUUAUACAAAUAAUGUCAUGACCAACAACGUCAACUGCAGAGGAGAUUUCCCUGUACUUGUUCAGUUAAAAUUCCAUGUUCCGGUGAAUAUUUUUCAGUUUCACCAUACUCAAGGCGGUUUCACUCCUGGUGUUCUGCUUUGAUAUUUUGAGCCUUAAAAUAUUCGAGUCUCAAGGAGCAAAAGAAAAGGAAAAUUCAUAAAUUAACGUGUUUGUGGGUAAGAACAGAUGUCCGAACUUUGGGGUUUGUUUACAACAAAGGUCAUCAAAAGUCAUGUGAAACUACCUGUGAAAUCUGAUGCUCAGAAGAUCAAUUAACUUUGACUGUCCUUAAUAAGAGUUCCCUUUAUGACAGAGUGCUUUGAGGAUUUCUGACAAUUUCAGCGGGGAAUUUCUUGUCUGAAAUGACCAUGUGUGCUUUAUUCUGUAGCCUUCACCUCACUACGCUGUGUCUCCAAUACAAACCGCCUGUAGUGGCAUGUGCAUGUAUUCACUUGGCCUCAAAGUGGUCCAACUGGGAAGUAAGUAAUUAAGACUUUACAAGAGAAGGACUCUUCAUUAAUCCUUGGAAGUUUGAAUUUCUUUGGUGAUUUGUAUAAUUAGAAACCUUUGGACAACCCCAGUAAUGUUUGACGAAAAUUACGGAACCAAAAAGCUAACCCACAAGGAGAUUGUAAAUUUCUCCUGGAGUGUAAGACUUCAUAUCUUACUUCUUUCACUGGAAGAAAAAGAGUUUGUCUCUCAAAUGUGAUAUGAACACAGAUUCAAAGCUGACCAACUGCAACUGUUUGUCCUCUAUUUUGUUUAAUUGUCUGGUUACAUGUACUUUUGUUGUCAGUGUAGUAACAUUUGUUGAUUUAUUUAUCUUUUUAGAUUCCAAGGUCAAAUGAUGGGAAAGACUGGUGGGAAUACAUUGAUCCAUCUGUAAACAAAGCAAUGUUAGAUGGUAUGGCUUUCAUGACUUCUUUAUAUUGUUUGCAUGUUUGCUGUUGAUUGGUUUACUUCUUAUGGGUAACAUGCCUGGCUAUACUGCUAAGGCAUCCAUUAUAUUUACCCCAAAGUAAGGGUUAAUAAUAACAAUCUUAGUAGUAGUACAUGUCCACAAUGCAAGACACUUGUAUGCAUUUCAAAUAUCUUACAGAAAUUGCUCAAGAUUUUCUUAGAGUCAUGGAAAAAUGCCCCAAUAGACUGAAAAGGAAGAUCAACACAGUGACUAACUUAAAGGCAAGAAAUUUGAGUUUUGUUCUUCUUGGUAUUUGCUUUCAUUAGAUUUCAGCCACAUUCUGUUUUUGUUUUGUUUUGUUUUGUCCCCCACUCUUAUUGUGUCUAUAGGAUUCUCUGUAAAAGGGCUUAAUUUGUAAAGGAUUAUAAAUAUUUGUGUUCGAGUUUUUUAGUUUUACCUUGUGAAUGUAAUAGAACAUUAAUCAUGUGUGAGAGUGUUUCAUCUGGUUAGCCAAUUGCGAGAGAAGUGUUUAAAAAACGCGUUUGAGAAGAAUUUUGAGAUAAUUAAAUUUAUGGUAUAAAAAGCUAGGGUCCAGGUAGCUCUUGAAUCAAUGGUUUGUUUGAGUAUUUUACGCAACUUUAACACAAAAAUCACAUUGAGAUUUCCGUUGUUUCUCACUUCCCUUCCUCUUCAUACAUGUAGGGCCACUAAAAAAGGCGUGAGCUGUGGGUUAUUACGGAUGCUGUUUUGUUUGCAUUUCCAGGGUGUAUCACACAGCAAAGUAGCUAAAGGCGAGUCAAGUAAAGUAAACAGUGUAGCUAGUAGUGGUAACUUGGGACUACCUUCGGCUUCUAGUCACAAUAGCUUGGAUGGAACCCAUAAUGGAUUUAAUUCUCACGACGGAGGGCAUUCGCAAAAUGAUUUGGAUGCAAAGGCGUCCCAUAGUAAGUCAAGACUUGAUAAAGAUAAAGAAAAAGAAAGGGAAAAGAGAAAAGAAUCCACUUUGAGUAAACUUAAACCCUUGCCAUCCUCCUCUACUGUGACUUCUUUAACUGGAUCAGGCUCGUCUUCAUCAGCUAUGUCCUACCCGCCUUUACCUCCAUUACCACCGCUUACAUCUAAAUAUGCAACAGUCACUACUGCUAGUCAAAUGCAACCCAGUGAAUCAAAGGUUUCUACAACUGCAGCUCAUUCUACAUCGGGGAUGUCAUCGUCAGCGAAGGAUCCGUUAUCUUCAAGAAGCAAACAUAGACACCAUCAUCAUGAUGAAUCUCAACCUGCAAAGAAACACAAGUCUUCGCAUUUGCACUCACAGCGAUCUCAUUCCUCAGCACAUCGAAAGCCUGGGUCCUCCUCACAGUCAUCGGAUUCUUCACCGUCUGCAACCAUUAAGCAUUCCCACUCAUCUGCGCACAAAAGCUCAAGCCAUGCUGUUAAACCUUUGAACCCUCUUCACCCUUCGGCUUCACAAAUGCCCCACACUUCUUCCCACUCCUCUUCCCACUCCUAUUCACACUCCUCCAGGAAACCGCAUCCGUCAUCUCAUCACACCUCCUCAAGCCAUAAGUCAUCUUCGUCGCAUCACGGACAUGGCCAUUCUUCAUCGCAAAAGUCUUCCUCGGGAUCAAUCGAUUCUUCUAAAAAACACUCAAGUACAGUUAAACCAGUAGCAACAGCAACAGUUGCUAGGCCAAUAACUCCACCGCCACCCCCUCCACCUCCCCCACCCGGAGUGGAAUUUAAUGUGUUGUCUUCGUUGAAUGCGCCAGGAAUGCUUGGUGUUUUUCCUGGUGCGGAAAUGCAGCUCCCGGUUGGGCAAUUUCCCCCACAAUUUUUGCCACCAACCUUUACUUCAAGUGUGAUGCCAGGUAUGAUGCAAGGAAUGGUUCCCCCUCCACCACCCCCUGAUCCCGAACCUUCCUCGCCCCCUCCACCACCCCCUCCAAUGCCUUGA
Porites evermanni is the source of this 6835-nucleotide messenger RNA. NCBI's taxonomy places the organism in Eukaryota, Metazoa, Cnidaria, Anthozoa, Scleractinia, Poritidae. The record is from the annotation of a GenBank genome assembly.